AUGUGGGCACAUAACCGAGUGAACCUGCGCAAGUCGGUGCGCGAUGCCCUGCGGUACCGACCGAUCGUGGAUGGCUCGCAGCUGAUGAAUGAGCUGCUGAGCCUGGAGAAGGUCGAGCGCCACUGGGAGGUCGGGUUCAGGCGCCGGUUCUUGAUGAGCAAGGAGGCAGACUGGCGAGCCAUCGCGCAAUCGUACAUGGUAGGAGCCACGCAAUGGGACAUCGGGGCGCUGUUGAGCGGUGCCCUGCUGAUGGCGUCCUUGUACGGCAUGCUGUCUGCCUCUCCCGUCGCCAUGGUCGUCGCCUUUUUCGCCAUGUGCAACAUGCUGCAGCUGCGGUUGCACCGCGACAGGCUCACGCUGCACUUUUGCCUCACCGCGUGCUUGGGGUACAUCGUGCUGAUGGUGGAACUCCUCGUCGUGGAUCCGAAGCACGCCGUGAACUACGGAGGCAUCACCACGAUACUUGGGUGUAUAUUCCUGCACCUGAUCGUGCUCAUCCUGCUCGCGCGCUACACCAUCGGGCGCAUGUUCGAGCGGUUCGCGGACUCUUGUAUGCAGUUCAGGGUCCCGUCGCUGCUGGAGUUCCAGUCGUUGGUGACGGGGGUGGUGGCCGGGCUGGGCGCCAUGUUUGUCGUCUGCCGCCUGUACUGCCUCGCUUUCACGGCCUUCGUCACGGUCUGUUUCGUGUUGUUCUCGAGGCUGCCGUCCCCCGCGGCGAGACGGCCGGACAAUGUCGACGUUACCGGGCGGUUGAACGUUCCAUCGCGCCAAUCGGCCAGCCGGAGCUUUUUGGAGGCGUGCCUGCCAGUGGUGCGGUGCCUCAUCAGCGUCAUGUUCAUCGCCGCGGCGUUAUGCGUCUGCUUUGCGAGCGCGAUUGACGACCAUGUGCUGUCCCUGACUUCCCAGGGGUCGUUCAGGAAGUGGGCAACCGAGCACGGCCAGGCUGACGAGUUCGUCCCCCCCUUCCGAAGCUUGGCGUACAUGCUGGCGAUCAUGUGCGGGAUCAUCCUGGCCGUGCAGAUCGUCAAGCUGGUGCAGCUGUUGCUGAAUUCGCCGCGGCUGCGUAGGGCGCUGGAGCACAGCACCGUGUUCAUGGGCAAGGGUUGCCUGGGGCGCCAUGGCGACCUGGUGUACGCCUACCACAACUACUCCCUGGACAGGAUGGGGAAGGUUGUUACCGUUCACACCAUGGGGAAGCAGCCGCUGAUGGUCUGUGACCGCUCGACCCUGACCUGCUACGACAUCUACCUGGCCAUGCAGCGCCGUGCGCUCCACGCGCUCAGCCUGCAGUCGUACUUCUGCUACGUGCCCAUCGCGUACCUCUACUCGACCGAGCGCGACUGCAACGUCCAGCUGCGCACACGCGUGAAACUGGAGCAGAUGGCCACCGAGCUGGAGCACCUCAUCGAUCGCGAGCGGCGCCGCCGCCGUGCAGCGCGCAGGGAGCGACAGCGGCGACUCGAGCUUGAGAAGGCCAUGCGAAACAGGCCGGAAUUCAUAUCCGCGUCCAUCCCUACUGACGUCGGCGUGCACGUGGUGCCCGUGCUGCACGACAGCUACCAGGAGGCGCGCGAGGAGGAGAUGUCGCGCCAUAGGUCGAUGUCCAUCCCGGUGAACCUGAGCCUCUGCAACGUCAGCGACCUCGCGCCGGUGUCGUCGCUGCGCAACAGCAUGUACCAGCGCCGCUGCGUCACGACCGCCGUUGGCGACGACUUCUACCUGCGCCGCCGCACCAUCAUCGACAGGGUGCGCUGCUCGUGGCUGGAGCACCCCUCCGAAUCGUUCCCGUCGUUCGAGCCCCUGGUGCCGACGAGCCCCAGGGUGUACCGCGACCCCAACCGCGGCGACUUCAACUUCAACACCAUCGACUCGGCGCUCUCGUCCGUGUUCCGCGGCCUCGAGCUCAUGAAGACGACCGAGACUAUGGUGGAGAGGACUCCGCAGCGACUGCGCGGCCCGCCCUACAACAAGUACAAGCUCGACCCGACCGACAUAUACCCGCUCAAUUUCGACAGCGGCCACCGCAGAGAAGUCAAGCGGGCCGGCGGUGAUAUGCUGAGCUGCAGCCCAAGCGUGAAGGCGGAGCUGCCUGACGACGUGGUGGUGACGAUCGACAUGGGCGACGCCACGCCAAUGCAGUCGCGGCUGGAAACUGAGGAGCUAGACCCCCAGAGCGCCCAUGUUAGCAGGGGCGUGACCCCGCAGUCCGCCAUCUUCAGCGAUGUGCACGCCGACCCGUCGCCGGGGCAGUUUAUGGACGCUUUCGAGGUGCAUGAACCGGUGCAGUUCAUCGACAUAGGCUCGGCGAAGAGCAGCAUUGGCCCCAUUGACCUGUCGGCAGAGCAGAUCAGGAGCGGUUGUGGCGCUGGCCACACGGACUCCCUCGGCAAGUGGCACUGGCUGGACAACGCCGUCAACACCGCGCUGACCGGCAACGGCGUGGCGAUGUCAAGCAUACGGUCAGACCCCACGAUCCACACCGACCGGGAGGAGUUUGAGCGCCGGAGGCCGCUGGAGGAGAUACUGGAGGGCGAGUACUACAUCAACGACAAGGGCGAGCUCGUGGUGAAGAACGACAGCCGGUACGUCCCGGUGCGUUACCACGGCGAGCGCAGCGUCAAGCGGCUGACCGAGUUCUACAACAGCGGGCGCCAGCGGGCCAUCGAGCACGGGGUCAGCGGCACUUCAUCCGACAAGGAAGGCCACAGCCACGGGGUGCAGUCUCUCAACCUGACGAGCUCCCCCCUCCACAUGCACGCGCUCAGUGCGCUAUCCGAUGAUAUCCUGCCCAUGGAGGCGCUGAGUCGCCGCGUCUCGCACCACCUUAUCAUCACGGACUCCGUGAAGUGCGACCUGGAGGCGGGGGCCAUGAAUGCGGAGUCGGAAAGCGAGCUGUCGGAGACGGUUUCAUUCACCGAGUUCGAGACUGACGACCGCCCCGAGUUUGUGGUGACGCGCGAAUACGAGCUGUACUCGCCGUUUAACCUCACCCGUAUCUCAGCAGGCCCGGGGCAAUCGCUACAACGCUCACGGAUUUCGGACCGGUCGCAGAAGCAGGCGAGCGACUCCUCGUACGCGCCACUCUCGGGUUCGGGUACCGACGAUGCCGAGGGCAGCCGUGCAGGCGGCGAGAGCGGCCUGGCGGAGGGCACAGAUGGCGAGGGCGCCACCUACCGUGACCGUUCGUUGGACACCAGCGCGGACUCGCUGGAGACCUUCGGCGAUAUCAGCCCACGCGAGCUGCGCAAAAUCGCAGCGGCGCGUCACCUGCCGCUGGCGCUGGACUCGAGGCAGGAGAAGGUGUUCUCAAUCUGUCCGCAGCCGCGCAGGCACGGUGCAGCGGUCGCGGCGUCACGCUCCAAACAGGAGGAGUACGUGGACUCCGUCGCCACCACCCCCGUUGAGCUACGCCGCCACAAGAUAAACGGCAGCAGCGGGUGCGACUACCGCAACCGGUACGCCGACAGCGCGGACGGUUCGGUGACGUCCCCCAGCUCUUCCUUGGCGACGCCGUCGCCGACCACGGGCUCAUCGCGCCCCGUCAUUCCCCAGCGCAGGUGGCGCAACGAGUUCGACUUCUCGCCGAUCGCCGUGCACUCCACGGAGGACGUGUUGCGCGAGCUCAUGCAGGACAUCGACAUGGUGGACUCGGCGGUGGAGGACCACGCCUCCGACGUCAGCCACGACUUCAUCUUCGGCCGUUGA
Molecule: messenger RNA, 3705 nt
Organism: Babesia bigemina
Lineage: Eukaryota; Apicomplexa; Aconoidasida; Piroplasmida; Babesiidae
Exons: 1
Coding region: 1-3705 (1234 amino acids)
Source: RefSeq, a predicted model, not a curated record